Cotesia congregata is the source of this 802-nucleotide messenger RNA. Lineage: Eukaryota; Metazoa; Arthropoda; Insecta; Hymenoptera; Braconidae. The record is from the annotation of a GenBank genome assembly.
AUGACGCUUGAAGACCCAUUCUUUGUCGUCAAAGAGAGCCUGCAGAUUGAUACAGCCUCAUCAGUAAUCAUCCUGAGCUACAUCGAGGUAUGUAAAGCUCUAAACAAAACUCGUGGUUUGUAUGGUCGCUGGACCGACUCUCAGUCAAAUGUCACCGUCGUAACACCAAAUGGAGUAGGCCCUGGAGGACUUCCGGUUUCUAAAGAAGAAUUGGAGUGGACGACCACAGAGUUAAGAAACGCUUUGAGAUCAUGAAAGAUAAAAUGAAUCUCAGCCGUGGAAGAGAUCGUGACAGAACUGCGAGACAGCCGCUGCUGGACAAUAGUCCAGCUCGCGCUCCAGUUAAUCAUGGAACUACAAAAUAUAGUAAAUUAGAAAAUGAACUUGAUAGUCCUAGUCGACAAUUCCUGGAAGAUACUCUACAGCAGCAAGGGCAAAUGAUUAGACAACAAGAUGGUCAAUUAGAUUUGAUCGGUGAAAGUAUUGGAACUUUGAAAACUGUAUCAAGACAAAUUAAUUCUGAAUUAGAUGAACAAGCUGUUAUGCUAGAUGAUUUUGGUAAUGAAAUGGAAGUGACAGACUCCAAAUUGGAUGCUACAAUGAAAAAAAUGGCCAAGGUUCUUCACAUGAGUAAUGGUAACUAUAGUAAUUACAUUCCUGCUCCUACAACUGCAUCAAUAUCUCCUAAAACAACAUCCUUAUCCACGUUUUCUACUACAAUAACGAUCGGAGACAAUGGGUCGCAAUUGGAGUAUUGACUGCUAUUUUGGUGUUACUGAUUAUUUUAUUUAUAAUCAAGUGA